AUGGAGGACAGAGGCCCACCCGCCUUUGAUGAGGACCAGAGAAUGCUGUCCAGGAGCCUUCCUGUGCUGGAGAGCUCAACUGCACAAACCACCUCCGAACCCAGCAAGCCCCUGUCCUCGGCCCGCAGACACCUGAGCAGGAAGAAUGGACUCUCCAAACUCUGCCAGAGCAGGAUGGCACUCCCCGAGGACAGGUGGAGCUCCUACUGCUUGUCAUCACUGGCUGCCCAGAACAUCUGUACAAGUAAAUUGUAUUGCUCCACUGCACCUGAGCAUGCAGACCUGGCUGGGUCCAUGGCUAGUACGUCCUGUUGUUCCCUGCUGAAAGGAUUAUCUUCAGGGUGGUCUGCGCCUCUGCUCCCCGCCUAUGUGUACAACCCCAACAAGGCUGUCUUCACUGUGGAUGCCAAGACCACAGAGAUUCUAGUUGCCAACGACAAUGCCUGCAGGCUCUUGGGGUACAGCAGCCAUGACCUGAUUGGCCAGAAGCUCAUGCAGUUCUUCCUGAAGUCCGACUCUGACGUGAUGGAAGCCCUCAGUGAGGAGCAUGUGGAGGCGGAUGGCCACGCUGCGGUUGUGUUCGGCACAGUGGUGGAUAUUGUCAGCCGUACUGGGGAGAAGAUCCCAGUCUCUGUGUGGAUGAAGAGGAUGCAGCAGGAGCGUGGCCUGUGCUGCGUGGUGGUUCUGGAGCCUGUGGAGAGGAUCGCUGCAUGGGUCUCUUUCCAGAGUGAUGGAACCGUCGCAGCCUGUGACAGUCACUUUGCUCAUCUCCAUGGGUUUGCCUCUGGGGAGGACGUGUUAGGGCAGCACAUCACAGACCUGAUCCCAUCCAUACAGCUUCCUCCUCCUGGCCAGCAAGUUCCAAAGAGUCUCAAGAUCCAGCGAUCGGUCGGGAAAGCCAGGGACGGCACCACCUUCCCUCUGAGUCUGAAGCUGAAAUCCAAGCCCAGCAGUGAGGCAGCGGCUGAGGGUGCGGCAGCCCAGGGUCUGGGUUACCAGGCGUCCGUCUGGGUGUUCUGCACCAUCAGUGGCCUCAUCACCCUGCUGCCAGAUGGCACCAUCUAUGGCAUCAAUCACAGCUUUGCGCUCAUGCUGUUUGGCUAUGGAAAGAUGGAGCUCCUGGGCAAGAAUAUCACGUUCCUGAUUCCUGCCUUCUAUCACUACAUGGACUUUGCCUGUGACAGUUCUAUAUACCUGCCAGACCUGACCAAUGAGAGUGGGCCUGCAGAGCCGGGCUGGGGCCUGGCCAGUGGAGCCCGAGAUCCAAGGGCUGAUGUGGUGCUCCCACAAGAGGAGACCUUGAAGCUGGUGGAGAGACAAGAAGUCUUGCCGGAGACUCAGACACAGCAGGAGACUGUGCGUCAACCUUCCUCUCACUCGUGUGAGCCCUCCCUGAGUGGGGACGGUGCUCCUGAGGGCGGCUUCUCGGCCCACAGUGAUCAGUCUUCCGAGCAGCAGGACCUACCAGAAGGAAGCCCUCUGGUCCACGCUGAACAGACAGGAUCUGAGAAACAACAAAAAAGCUCGGAAGAAAUCCCACUACCCCAUGACGAGGGUUCGUUGCCUGAGCAGCAUCCUGGCACCACGGGAGGAGGCCCACCAGUCCACACGGAGCAGUCACUGCCUGCAGAGCAGUGCAUCCCUGUCCCUGGCAAGGAGAAUCCAGGAGUGGCAGAGAGUCCCAGGCAAACGCUUUCUGGAGAAAGCAGGUCUCCACCAGCGGAUGCAAAACUGUUUGCUUCCCGUGCAGAUUCGGAGCCUUUGCUCCUGGCGGAGGACAGGAACAGCAGCAUGGACUUGUGUGGUCUGCGUCAGGAAGCUCAGUGGGAGCUUCUGGGAAUCAGCAAUCCCAGCAGCCCCGCCUGGGCUGAUGCCACCAUGCCUGAGCCCCACGCUGCAGGGCAGCCAGCAGGAGGAGGCUUCCCCAUGCACUGUCCUCGGUAUGCAAGUGAGUGGGUCAUGCAGCAGCGAGCCCAGGACCUGGUCCCCAGCUCCCCUGGAAUGGCGGGUGUCUCUCUUGGGACGCCAACUCUGGACGAGCAGUGGCUAGGAGUGAAAAACGACCGAGAAGAGCUGCAGACUUGCUUAAUUAAAGAGCAGCUGUCCAAGUCUAGUUUUUCGGGCACGCUGGGCAUCUCCUAUGUGGAGCUUGUUCCUGCCGAGCACCCGCCCUUUGCCACCCCUGUGUCCUUCUGUGAUCUGGGAGGCACAGACCUACGCAGCAGCCACCUUGGCAGCUCCUCGGCCUGCUAUGCCCUGGCCACCGACCUCCCUGGUGUCCUAGAGACCAUGGAGUCCCAGGAGGACGAUGUGAACUCCUACUCCUGGAAUCUCAAGGAGCUCUUUCUCAGUGACCAGACAGAGCAAGCUUCAUCGAAUUGUUCUUAUGCUACAUCUGAGCUCAGUGAGACACCCUCUCCUUCAGUGGUGGGAUCUGAUUUAGACAUGGGUGGUCUCCGCAGGCAUAAUCCAGAUCCUCUGGGUGAUCGAGAGCUGUUGCUACUGACCGGCACCUACUUCAACCUUAGCGAAGGCCGACAGGACCCACAGAGCCUGGAACCGCCAGAGGUUUCCUUAAAGCCUUCCAAAUACUAUAAAGCAAGUGACCUAGAAAGCUCAGCCUGCAUCCUUGCCAUACCAGACACCAGUCCUGAGGCUGAGUGCCCUGCAGUGGGAGAGCCUGGGCUGAGUACCCAGGUCACCUCCACCCCCAUGACACGCAGAGCUGCCAGCCUGCAGCGGGAGAUCCAGGAGGGCACCUACUCCGGGAGCUGCUUCCACCGAGACGGCCUGCGGCUGAGUAUUCAGUUUGAAGUGAAGCGGGUGGAGCUCCAGGGCUCUGCAACCUUGUUCUGCUGCUGGCUGGUGAAGGACCUCCUGCAUAGCCACCAGGAUUCUGCCACCAGGACCCGCCUGCUCCUUGCCAGUCUGCCUGGCUCCACCCACUCCAUCCACGACAUCUCCCCAUCCAGCCCUGGAGAGGUGCUCAGAACCAAGCCUUGGUUUGAGGAGCCUCCAAUGCCUGCAGAGCUGGAGGGGCUGGCGGCCUGUGAGGGCGAGUACUCCCACAAGUACCACACCCUCAGUCCGCUUGGGAGCGGGGCCUUCGGCUUUGUGUGGACCGCCAUGGAUAAGGAGCAAAACAAAGAGGUGGUGGUAAAGUUUAUUAAGAAGGAGAAGGUUUUAGAGGAUUGUUGGAUUGAGGACCCCAAACUUGGAAGAGUUACUUUAGAGAUUGCCAUUCUAUCCAGGGUAGAGCACGUCAACAUCAUCAAGGUACUGGAUGUAUUUGAAAACCAAGGGUUCUUCCAGCUUGUGAUGGAGAAGCAUGGAUCUGGCCUGGACCUCUUUGCUUUCAUUGACCACCAUCCUAACCUGGACGAGCCCCUGGCAAGCUACAUCUUCCGACAGUUGGUGUCCGCCGUGGGGUACCUGCGUGCACAGGGCAUCAUUCAUCGCGAUAUCAAGGAUGAGAACAUUGUCAUCGCCGAGGACUUCACCAUCAAGCUCAUCGACUUCGGCUCAGCUGCCUACUUGGAAAGGGGCAAAUUGUUUUAUACUUUCUGUGGAACGAUCGAGUACUGUGCCCCCGAAGUUCUCAUGGGGAAUCCCUACAGAGGGCCAGAGCUGGAGAUGUGGUCUCUGGGUGUCACCCUGUAUACGCUGAUCUUUGAGGAGAACCCCUUCUGUGAGGUGGAGGAGACCAUGGAGGCCACCUUGCGCCCCCCGUACCUGGUGUCCCAAGAGCUCAUGAACCUCGUGUCUGGGCUGUUGCAGCCUGCCCCUGAGAAGCGCACCACUCUGGAGAAGCUGGUGCAAGACCCGUGGUUGACACAGCCCGUGAACUUGGCUGACUACACUUGGGAAGAGGUGUGUCGGAUCAGCAAGCCAGAGCCUCACCACCUAUGCACCCCAAGUCUGGAGGUGGGAUGCAGGAGCCCUAGCCAAGGGCCUCGUGAUGCAGGGCUGCCCAGGGCGCCCUCUGGCGGUCAGCACAGCCUGGGGCCUGAGGAACCCUCUCCGCCUGUUGGCUGAACCCAAGGCUCCCCUUGUUCUCUACUCAGAGUGGACAAUCACGUGGAUUUUAGGCCCCUCCCAUCCAAAGAAAGUAACUCUCAAGCAUGGGGCCCAA
This is a messenger RNA of Dipodomys ordii (Ord's kangaroo rat), 4132 nucleotides long. RefSeq names its product PAS domain containing serine/threonine kinase (gene Pask). NCBI's taxonomy places the organism in Eukaryota, Metazoa, Chordata, Mammalia, Rodentia, Heteromyidae. The transcript has 17 exons. The record is from RefSeq and is a predicted model, not a curated record. Bases 1 to 4035 code for a protein of 1344 amino acids. Gene Ontology annotation, molecular function: protein serine/threonine kinase activity; ATP binding. Gene Ontology annotation, biological process: regulation of DNA-templated transcription; intracellular signal transduction; protein phosphorylation. Gene Ontology annotation, cellular component: nucleus; cytosol; cytoplasm.